AUGGCUGCUGGUUCCGAGGAACGGGAAAGAGAACAGCGCUGGCGUGCGUUGAGCGAACAGCUCUUGCGGGAGCCAGAGCUAGCGUUCCACGAGCAACGAGCCCACGACCUAAUUUGCGCUGAGCUCACACGCGAAGGAUUCGCUGUUCAGCGCAACUACGUUUUCAGCACGGGCUUCCGCGCCGAGUACAAGCAACCGCCCGAGCCAGACGGCGUCGCUGUUGCACUUGUAUGCGAAUACGAUGCUCUGCCUGGACUGGGCCAUGCCUGUGGUCACAACCUGGUCGCUGCUGGCACACUGGCCGCUGCAUCGGCCAUUCGCCGUUGCAUGGAGAAGGAACGGGUGAACGGUCGACUCGUAGUGCUCGGCGUACCGGGCUCCGAGGCUGCUCGACCACGCUGCAAGUCACGGCUUCUGGAUGAGGGUGCCUUGACGGGCCUGACCGCACUCUUAGCCCUACACCCUACAUCACCCCGCGAUCCCAGCCUCUGCCCCGCCAUCGAACAAGAGAGCGUCGCUGGACAGUGGCUAGACGUGCGGUUUCAUGGUCCGGCUUCGGUGGAUGCUGCCGUGCUCCUUUACUGGAUCCUAGCCAGCCGCUGCCGCGGAGUCGUCAGCCGAGGGGGAAGCAAUCCGUGUGAACCGACGACGCUCGCCGAGUCGCAGUACGUGCUCGUCGCUCCCGACGAUGCGACACUGUGCGAGAGGAGGCAAAUGGCCGAAGACGCUCUGCUGGGAGUGGCCAAGGCGACCGGCUGUUUCUUCGAGUGCCGCUUCGGCAAGCCUAGGCCACGGCCCGUUUUCAACCGUGUUCUGGAACAGCUCUACUCUGAGCAGGUACUUAAGACAGGCGUGGCCCCAUCCUGGUUUUCGUGCUCCAGCGGCCAAUGGUACGGCGCCUGGUCCGACUGGGGCAGGGUGUCACGCGCGUUGCCGUGCCUGCGUGCCACAUACAUAGUACCCGGAGCUCUGGGUCCGCCGCACUCGCGCGCCUUCGCCGAAGUGGUCGCGUCACCGCCGGCGCUGAACGCAACCUUCGAAGCCGCCGAGGCGCUUGCAGCCACUGCCCUCAAGGUUCUCGAGCAGAGGGACGACUCUUUAGUAUCGCAGCACCUGUUGCAACAAGCGCGGAUACAUGUGCCACCGACACGCGCACACUGAAUAAAAAAGAAAUAGCGCGCAUUUAUGCAAAAACUUAUCGAGAUAGACAGAGAACUGUUUAUACUAUACGCUACAGCCCCCUAUAAAAACAGCAAGAGCUUACACGUGUCUUGUGACGCUUAUUCUGCAUCCUUCAAAGAAAUUAAAAAUCUCUAAACGUGGGGUGUCGCUAUAGAGCCAAGGUUUCCACAAGUGGUCUUGUCUUCUGCAAGGCAACAGCUGCCUACCUCUGCACAUGUAUGCGUAUGCUUCAUACCCUCUCCCCUAGCGACGCCCCGUGCUCGAGAGUUUUUCCUCCCUUCAAGCUUUCGUCUUCCCCUGAAGUUCUGUCUUAUUUGCAUCUCCUUCAAAGAGGUCACUCAAGUUUGCAAAAGUUUACAAGGAGAGCGAUUGCAAGCUUGAGACUGGUUUCCACUCUGCUUGCCUCGGUGCCCAUCCUACCAACGUUUAUGGCGAGCUUAGUGAUUAAUUAUUGUCUGAUCAGUAUUUCCGUAAAAUGCCUCACCGGUGCCUGCAAUGUCUUAUGGUGAUAUACUCUCUCAUUUGCUUGUGGCCGUCAUCGCAGCGUCACUUGCGGACUCCUGCUCCAGGACUUCUUAAUAGCGGACGCUGUCAUUCACGGACGUCUCGCAUGGUAAUUGGAGCUCAAUUUAACAGGCAGGAGCAGAUGGUAAGAGAACGCAAUGUGCGGUCGCGGCGGGUGCCACAAGAACAUACAAAAUACCAGCUGCUGAAAAAUAAAGUUAGUUGAU
Molecule: messenger RNA, 1913 nt
Organism: Rhipicephalus sanguineus (brown dog tick)
Lineage: Eukaryota; Metazoa; Arthropoda; Arachnida; Ixodida; Ixodidae
Product: xaa-Arg dipeptidase
Exons: 4
Coding region: 1-1161 (386 amino acids)
Molecular function (GO): dipeptidase activity
Source: RefSeq, a predicted model, not a curated record